Petromyzon marinus (sea lamprey) is the source of this 3983-nucleotide messenger RNA. RefSeq names its product solute carrier family 18 member A3 (gene SLC18A3). Gene Ontology annotation, cellular component: AP-2 adaptor complex; terminal bouton; AP-1 adaptor complex. The record is from RefSeq and is a predicted model, not a curated record. Lineage: Eukaryota; Metazoa; Chordata; Hyperoartia; Petromyzontiformes; Petromyzontidae. Gene Ontology annotation, molecular function: acetylcholine transmembrane transporter activity. Gene Ontology annotation, biological process: chemical synaptic transmission; transmembrane transport.
CAGACGCCGCUGCCGCCGCUGCUGCUGCUGCUGCUUCUGCUGCCACGCUCUCGCUUCGGUUCAGCCGCAGUUCGCUCAACUCACCACCCAGCUGGGAUUCGAACUGUAGUGGACCAAGGCCAAAAGACGAGAAUAUUCUCGCGAGACUAAACCCACCGCCCUCGCGGGACCCCCACUCACCCUCACCCACCCUUCCACGUUGCGGGGUGGACGAGACGAGAGACGAGAGACAGAGAGACCAAAGGCGAAAUAAAGUCGGCUGGCUGGAAAAAAAACCCCCACACAGACACGCGCGCGCACAAAGUAUUUCCGCAAACUCUAUGUCCGCCUCCCUACGUCAAAAUCAACUUGUGCACAGUCUUAUUUCACUCUCGACAAUGUUUAUUUGAAAAAAAAAGCGAAUACACUUUGCCAGGUGAUUUAUUUCAAUCGCCUCUAAAAGAGACACUUUUAAAACAGAAUAUAUAUUCUAUGUACAGCAAGUGCAAUUAGCAGUUCUGGAGGCUACACACCGAAACGUCGCAAUCGGAUGUCCCUUAAGCGGUCGCAACAUUUUCACCAAACCGGGACUGACUCGCCAUAACUUCGACAGAAGUACAAAGACCUGGGAUCGCUUCCAAUUGUAACUCUUGAGCGAAGGUGCCGUCGACCGAGAGAGGCAGUUUGCCAAAAGGGGCUCGAAAGCGAAAGGGCAUGGCGUGGCGGGUGGCCACGUGGGUCCGGGACACGGCCCACCGGGGCAUGGGUGGGAUGCAGAAUCCUCGGCGGCAGCGCGGCCUCGUGCUCUUCAUCGUGUGCGUGGCCCUGCUGCUCGACAAUAUGCUCUACAUGGUGAUCGUGCCCAUCAUCCCCGACUACGUUGAGGCCAUGCACCGGGACACGGAGAGGGCGGCGCUUGCGCAAGAGCAGAGGGCUCACCGGAGCCAGCACCGCCACGAGGUCACGACCGCCGUCGCCACCUACUCCGAGGAGGGGGAGGAGGGUGUGGGGGGCGUCUACAACUUCACCAGUGGCACGGCAACCACCGCGGCCGCCUUGGCCACCACCGUGGCCGCCACCGCGCACGUCGCCGACGACGACGCCGACGAAGACAUCCGCAUCGGCAUCCUCUUCGCCUCCAAGGCCAUCGUGCAGCUGCUGGUGAACCCCCUGACGGGCACGUUCAUCGAUCGCGUCGGCUACGACCUCCCGCUGCUCAUCGGCCUCUCCAUCAUCUUCCUCUCCACGGCCGUGUUCGCCUUCGGUGAGAGCUACGCAACGCUGUUCGCGGCGCGCUCCCUGCAGGGCCUGGGGUCCGCGUUCGCCGACACGGCGGCCAUCGCCAUGAUCGCGGACCGCUUUACCGAGGAAGCGGAGCGCAGCCGUGCGCUGGGCAUCGCGCUCGCCUUCAUCUCGUUCGGCAGUCUUGUGGCACCGCCCUUCGGCGGCACCCUGUACGAGUUCGUGGGCAAGCGGGUGCCCUUCCUGGUGCUCGCCUGUGUGUCGCUCUUCGACGGACUCCUGCUCAUGGUGGUGGCGAAGCCCUUCUCGAGCCGCUCGCGCGAGAACAUGCCCCAGGGCACGCCGAUCUACCGGCUCAUGAUGGACCCCUACAUCGUGGUGGUGGCGGGCGCGCUCACCAUGGCCAACAUCCCGCUGGCGUUCCUGGAGCCCACCAUAGCGUCGUGGAUGAAGAAGACCAUGGGCGCCAACGAGUGGCAGCGCGGCAUGACGUGGCUGCCCGCCUUCUUCCCGCACGUGCUCGGCGUCUACAUCACGGUGAAGCUGGCCGCCAAGUACCCGCAGCUGCAGUGGUUUUACGGGGGCCUGGGGCUCGUGAUCAUCGGCUCCAGCUCGUGCCUGGUGCCCGCGUGCCGGACCUUCGAGGAGCUCAUCGCCCCGCUCUGCGGCAUCUGCUUCGGCAUCGCCCUCGUGGACACGGCGCUGCUGCCCCUCCUCGCCUUCCUCGUCGACGUGCGCCACGCGUCCGUGUACGGCAGCGUGUACGCCAUCGCGGACAUCUCGUACUCGCUCGCCUACGCCAUGGGCCCCAUCGUGGCCGGGCAGAUCGUGCACACGAUGGGCUUCGUGCAGCUCAGCCUGGGCAUGGGUCUCACCAAUGUCCUCUACGCGCCAAUGCUCCUGCUGCUGCGCCACGUGUGCGCGCUGCGCCCGUCCGCCUCCUUCACCGAGCGCCGGGCGUUGCUGCCCGAGGACUCGUGCAAGGAGGCCUACGACAGCUUUGCCAUGGAGGAGCAGCAGCAGCAGGCGAGACAGCCGGAAGGAGGCGGAGGCGAGGGGCUGUCCCCACCCCGUCGCCUGGUGGACACCGAGGUCCACCUGACCGGACAGGCGCAGACGCGCACGCUGCCCUCCCCGUACCAGGCGUGGCCCGAAAGCGACGACUCUUUUGGUUUCGGUGUGGCCACCAAGAGGAGCCCUUAGCGAGCGGCGAAGUUCAACACCGAGCCGAUCGAUACGUGCGGCGCGCAGGGCACGCGUGUCGGGGGGAAAGGCCCUUGGUGUGGUGGAAGAUGACAAACGAGAAUAAGAAUAAUAACAGGCAGCAGAGGCAGUUGUGAUAAAAGUCAAAACUUCGAAUUGCGGUCGACUCUUGGUUUCACGGCGUUUCAUUCAGCCACACGUGUUAUCAACCGUAGGACGUGAUUUUUUUGGCUAAGACCCACGGGCGUGCCAACAUGGGACGAGUAACUGUGCCCUUUAUUAAAGAGGCCCUCUUGGGAAAUUGACCCCAUAAUUUCAAAAUCGUUCAUGCUAAGUUCUUUAAAGCAGUUUUAAAAUGUAGAUGUGUGGUGGGCUGAUAUAGUGGAACGCAUGCCGAAACCCACCCAAGCCUAUGCCUCACGCUCUACCCAUGUCUAUACACGUGCUUCCUUUGCCCCCACUCCGUUCUCUUGCACCAGGCCCGUAGCUGGCUAAGAUGGUGCAGGUGAGUGCUCUACUUACACAGGACGCCAACAUAUACUGACAAGCACUGUGACCGUGUGCAAUCUGGAUAUUUAGAGGGGGCACUAUACUCUAUUUAACGUCAGCCUGGGGUCUAACCCAUGGCUACAGGCCCGUCUUACAUGGUCAUCCCUUGACUCCACGUUGCCACCACCAGUCACGAUCAUGGUAAAGUUGGACCAAGGUGAGGCUGAGGCUUGUUUCUUCACUUCAGUUUUGUCUCGCCCGUCCUUAUCUGCACCCUCGCCCACUUACCCCUGAUGACCCACAAGAGUCUGACCCAGGGGGGAUGCAUAUACACUCGGUAGAAAUCCAGGCUACGGUGGGAGAUGAUAAUUUGCAAAGUAUGUAAAAGUGAUGCUAUUUUUUAACACAUUUUAACAUGAGGGUUUGUGAUUGGUUUUUUUACGUUAAUUUGAGUUUUAUUUGUCCUGUCGAUAAACCAACAUGGUUGACACCAAAUCCCGAUUUGCAGAUCGCAAACGUGAGUGACUAAUGGUUGGUGUGAGAUUGGCAAGUGGUGGCUUGAGAUUAUAGACAGGUAUGAGGAGAGGUAAAGAGAAGGGGGGGGGGGCGGGAAUGAUGUACGUAAUGAUGCAUCAAAUAAAAUUGACGCUUUGCGCUCAGAAUAAGUGCAUACAAUGUGUUACUUAUUGAAGCGAAUUAUUAACAAGAAAUGAUUGUUCAAUGUCAAAAAGUACCCAUCCUCAAAUUGCGUGAAAAUACAAGAUAAUCCGAGCUACCGCCGUACGUGACAGGUCUGAUUGACUUGUUCCAUUGUAACAGUUUCUUAGAACAGUCCUGUUGCCUGGGGUUGGCCUGUCAAGAUGUCAUGGGCAUUGCUUACCAACUUGUGAAAGUAAGUGGGCACUAGUACUGCUCCAGCCUGGCACAGAUCUGACCCCAUUACAACUAGUCGCCAUGGUGGCGAGAUGUUAACUAGCUCACCUGGUAAUACAGGAGGUCGUGGGUUCGAUCCCGACUGACGCCUGUAAAUUUGUAGUUUGCAUGCUCUCCCCGUGGUCGCGUGGAUUUUU